This is a messenger RNA of Physella acuta, 1025 nucleotides long. RefSeq lists its product as uncharacterized. Lineage: Eukaryota; Metazoa; Mollusca; Gastropoda; Physidae. The record is from RefSeq and is a predicted model, not a curated record. Gene Ontology annotation, molecular function: protein binding.
UGUCUGCUUACAGUUUCAAUUUUCAAAACUUCAUCUUGUGCAUUUUGUCCGUGACUGAUAUGGUUACACUACAUUUUUUAUUACUUCCCAUUCAUUUUAAGUGUGACUUUUCUAACUUUAAACUUAGCAUGUCUAUAGCAGAAUUAUUCGUCAUGAUGUUUGUAUACAUCUUUUAUGCAAAUGGAGCUUGCGAUUUAAACCUAUAUUUUGAGUGCCAUAACAAACGGUGCCUCCUUAAGGAAUUUGUCUGCGAUGGUGACAUGAAUUGCAUGAGAGGCGAGGACGAAUUUAACUGCAAUAGCCCUACACCAGUUGAUACACCGAGUCAGACGAACACUACUGUUCCCUACCCUGAAGCUACAAGCAAGCUACCUUCAUCCAGUACAAUACGUGCUACCAAUGCUAUUGCUAAAACGUCCGUUUACCCGUGUCACCCUACACCCACCUACACAUACAAGUUGGCGAUAGUUCACGACAAUGGCAGUACACUGGCGAUAUCUACUGGAGAAAGUGUGAACUUUACCCUUGCAAAUACGGGAUGUGAUUUUGCUAGCGUCUAUAGUUGUAGAGUUAUCUUCAACGAAAUGAAGUAUCUACAGCAUAAAAGUUGUAUUCCCAAAUCGUUACGACUUAGCGUUAACGGCAUACAUUACGUGGAUAAAACUGUAAUAACUGCUGAAAAAGGAUCUAGCCUUGAUAUACAAUGUAGUACUACACUAGAACCUUCCGUUGAAAAUGCUCCUACAGACAACAGCGCACCCCUCCAGUGUGAGGGCGACGCCACUGAGAACUGUUGGGUUACUGGUAGUGAGAUGAGAGUUGCUGUUCAGGUUUUAAACUGCAGUAGCUGUGAGCAGAACAGUUGCCAGGUCAAAGGUCAGAGUUCAUGUUUACAUCUGGUUAAAAACGAGACGAGUUUUCAGGAUGCUAAAACACAAUGUGCACAACUGGGUGGCUUUGUCGCAGAUCAUAGUGUGUACGUGGAUCAGGACGUCUGCGUACAAAGUAAUGAUAAUUUAUCUUAA